UACUUAUUAUUAUUAUUAUCCGCGCUAGCCAGAUGGCACUGGCAGGGAAAAGCUGGACAAGUGGUAGCAGGACUAAUGAGACGGUACAGCAGCUGGCUGGACUUAAUUUUAUCAUUCAUCUCUGCCAGCCGGUGCUGCUGACCCAUUACUAGAAGGCCGGGAUCUUUCCCCUCGCAGAGUUAGUGUCAGGCGUUUUUGUGCCAGUUUGGAACACUUCUUUGUUUGGUGUGAGUAUUCUGGGGCCAUACAGACCCGCAUUCACCGACACCCCAGCCGCCAAGCAGCGCACUCAGCUGAUGUGUAUCCUCGCUGAACGGGACGAACAAUAGCAUGCUGGGAAAAUAGCCUGCUGGAACUCUCCGCUCUCUUGUCCCUACACUUGCUCACCCGAUCAGGCACAAUGGGCGCUUUAAAGAUCUGGGAGCAUCUUCAGGCAGGCAGCUCAGAAGUGGACUGGUGCGAGGACAAUUACACCAUAGUGUCUUCAAUUGCCGAGUUCUACAAUACGAUCAGCAACAUUUUAUUUUUUGUGUUACCGCCCAUAUGCAUGUGUCUGUUCCGUCAGUACGCAACCUGCUUCAACAGUGGGAUAUAUUUAAUAUGGACUCUGCUGGUUGUUGUCGGUAUUGGGUCAGUGUAUUUCCAUGCAACCCUCAGCUUUCUCGGGCAGAUGCUGGAUGAGUUGGCUAUCCUGUGGGUGCUAAUGUCUGCGUUGGCCAUGUGGUUCCCUAAAAGACACUUGCCAAGGGUAUUUCGAAAUGACAGGUGGAGGUUUAAAGCAGUUGUUGGGGUGAUUUCGGGAGUCACCACAGCCCUAGCGUUUAUCAAGCCUGCCAUUAACAGCAUAUCUCUGAUGAUUCUUGGGAUACCUUGUACAGUCUUACUCAUUGCUGAGCUCAAGAGAUGUGACAACAUGCGGGUUUUUAAGCUUGGAGUGAUGUCUGGGUUUUGGUGGACGCUGGCGUUGGCCUGUUGGAUCAGUGACAAAGCUUUUUGUGAAAUAUGGUCCUCUUUCAACUUUCCCUACCUCCACUGUGUAUGGCACAUCCUUAUCUGCCUGGCUGCUUAUCUCGGCUGUGUCUGCUUCGCUUACUUUCAUGCCGCAUCUGAAAUCCCAGAACAGGGACCUGCCAUCAAAUUUUGGCCUAGUGAAAAGUGGGCCUUCAUUGGAGUACCUUAUGUCACUUUACUCUGUGCAAACAAGAAAUCGCCCAUUAAAAUUACAUGAAUGCUGGCAAAGAGAUCAGACGGUAAUCUACGCAUUCACCUGAACAGACUCAUGUUGGGAUUUUCCCCUAUAAAUCCUAUAAAUAAGAGCUGGUGACAAUGAAUUCUUCAUCCUCCCAGUGAAUCCUUCUACACAGCAGUGCUGCAACUGCCAUCAAAUAAUAUUUAUUUACAAGUAUUCUGUUUGUUGUUUGUACAUGGUCUAUGAUGGUAGUACAUUUACCUUCACAUUAUUAUUAUUAUUACAUUUAUUUGUCCAUAGCAAAUCCCUGGAGGUAUUUUGGAUUGAGCAUGGCAAGUACAUUUAGAGGGUUAUUUAUUAAACUUCAAAUUUUUUUGGACAGGCUUUUAAUGGCAAAACUCAAAUUUUUCUAGGAAACAAAAUACUUUUUCGAGAUUUAUAAAACCCCGAUGCUGCAAAAAGCCCAAAUCCAAAAAUCUGCCGUUUCAGACCUGUUGAGGUCCUGUAUAAGUCAAUGGGAGAGGCACCUAUCGCAAAAUUAAUUUAUCAUGGUCUUCGGUGGGUUUAGCCCGAAAAUCCAGGGUUUUCAAGCAAAAACUGGAAAAAAUUUAGUGAAUUUCCGGUUUUCACUCGAUUUUAUCAAGUUUUUCUGCGAGCUGAAUUAAUUCUGGUUAUUUUAUGAAUGAAUAAGGUCAAAUCAAGCAUGGGCUUUGGGCGUGGUUUUUUUUAAUAAAAUAUGAGAUAAAUUCAGAUUUUAGUAAAUCAACCCCUUAAUAAGGCUGCCUUUUGCAACUAAGUCUAAUUUGAAUGACAGACUCUGAUGGUGCUUGAAGUUCAUGGAAAAUCACCCGACAAAAGGACAAUUUUUACAUUCUUUCUAUUGCUGUAUUUCAUUUGAAAAUAUGUAUUAAAUUUUACCAAUAAGAAAAGGAUGAAGAGUCAGUAUAUUGAGUUUCCUUUAUUGAACAUUUAUAUUUAUAUACUUUGUAUUUAAAAUGUUAAAUAGGGUUAAUACAACUUUGUUUUCUUUUCUUUUUUGAAACGGUGUAAUAGACAAAUGAAAAUCUAUUUUAGUCAAGCAUUUAAGUGCAAAUUGCUCUUAUUUCUCUUACGAAAAGCUAUUAUAUAAAAUAAUAUGUUAAAUUCA
Molecule: messenger RNA, 2336 nt
Organism: Xenopus laevis (African clawed frog)
Lineage: Eukaryota; Metazoa; Chordata; Amphibia; Anura; Pipidae
Gene: acer2.L
Product: alkaline ceramidase 2 L homeolog
Exons: 6
Coding region: 401-1228 (275 amino acids)
Biological process (GO): sphingolipid metabolic process; sphingosine biosynthetic process; ceramide catabolic process
Cellular component (GO): membrane; Golgi membrane
Molecular function (GO): N-acylsphingosine amidohydrolase activity
Source: RefSeq, a predicted model, not a curated record